GCUGGUUGUUUCAGUCAGCGAACUCCGCUCGGGAUUGAAAGCGAUUUAGUGCAAACGAAAGUUAAAAUUAGAAUUGAAGCUGAAUGAAAGCAGUCCGGGUUGGGUCCCCGCACCUGUUCCGACUGAAACCUGGAGAUGUCACCCUGUUCGAACUACUCUAAAUCCGGCAGUUAGAGUGAAUUAACUACCUAGCUUUUUAGCGGCGCAGACCACCAAACUGCUGCUGCUAACGGCGGCUAACCCCUCUCCUCCCCUUUAACUGCCACCAGUGUAGUUUUUUUUUUUUUGCCAAAUGAGAAGCGCUGCCAGCUGCUGAGCUUCUUAACAAUCCAAAAAAAAAGUCAGGUUUGGUUUGUUUUCAACAUGGCUCAUAUUCAUUAUAAGUUUUCGUCCAAACUGAGCUACGACACGGUGGUUUUUGACGGACCGAACAUCUCGCUGACUGACUUGAAGAAGCAGAUCAUGGGCAGGGAGAAGCUCCGAGCCGGGGACUGCGACCUGCAAAUUAUAAACGCACAGACCAAAGAAGAGUUCACGGAAGAUGAUGGUCACAUACCCAAAGGAUCCUCUGUCAUAGUCAGGAGAAUCCCCAUGAUAGGAGGAAAGUCAAGCUCAAACAGCAAGACCAACCACAAAUUGCCUACUUUCAAGAUGACCACACAGGAGCCAUUUUAGCCCAAGGUCUGAGAGAUACACUGGAGUCAGUGGGACUGCAAGAAUGCCACCUAGUCUGUGUCACCACAGAUAAUGCCACUAACAACAUCGCUGCAAUGGAACUGAAUGAAUGGGAAC
This is a messenger RNA of Cyprinodon variegatus (sheepshead minnow), 792 nucleotides long. It is a transcript of the gene rbbp6, whose product is annotated as retinoblastoma binding protein 6. Gene Ontology annotation, cellular component: nucleus. The coding region runs from base 364 to 675 and encodes 103 amino acids. Gene Ontology annotation, molecular function: zinc ion binding; ubiquitin protein ligase activity. Lineage: Eukaryota; Metazoa; Chordata; Actinopteri; Cyprinodontiformes; Cyprinodontidae. Gene Ontology annotation, biological process: protein ubiquitination; ubiquitin-dependent protein catabolic process; mRNA processing. The transcript is spliced from 4 exons. The record is from RefSeq and is a predicted model, not a curated record.